This is a messenger RNA of Effrenium voratum, 3252 nucleotides long. Lineage: Eukaryota; Dinophyceae; Suessiales; Symbiodiniaceae. The record is from the annotation of a GenBank genome assembly.
ACAACUAUCCGUGGGGCGGCAAGGAAUUGUGCAAUGCCUUGCUGAGGGGAUGCGGAGCGCCCUGCUGCUGGGGCUGCAGGCAAGACACUGCUUUUCCCAGGAUGGGAAGGUCACAUUCCACUGUGACAUCGACCUGCGCAAUGCCAACUCGGCGUGGUCCCGGGAGAAGAGGGAGUGGUGCUGCGAGAAGGAGGGCGUUGCCUGUGAGGAAGACUUUCACUGCGAAGUUGCCUUGCGGAACCAUGCUCUCGCUUGGUCUUCAGCCAAGAAGAAGUUCUGCUGCAAGACAGCAGGCAUUGCAUGCGAGGGCCUGGAGUCCAUCUUCGUUUUGACCACUCAGCCUCAGGUGGACCCAGGCAAUCUCCUUGCACAAGCUCCGGUGAAGGAUUGGCCAGCGGCCGAAGGCGAGGGCAAGCUUGCAGAGGCUCCAGAUGAGGAGGUUAUUCAUGCCCUGUGACGACAUGGCCCGGCGGGGUCUCUUCAUUGGACGCGUCAGGCGGGAAGAGGGAGAGGCCUGCUGGGCAAUAUGUGGAGAGGAGAGAACUGGCGCAUGUGGCUGGCGCCUUGGCUGGCGCUGACCCUGCUGGUGGCGCUGCUCUUGACCGCCUACUGCCAGGCGCGCUGUGCGAAGAGGGACUCAGAGGUUCAGGACACCUGGGCCAACGGCAUUAUCUUGGGCAGCCAAGUGUCACAGGCGCUGCUGGUCGCGGCUGCGGUGCUCUGGGUGCUGCUGGCCGGUCCGGUUCUUCUCAUUUUCGACGCCGGGAGGCCGUCGGUUUGCUUCAAGGCCAUCCUAGCGGCGACCUUCUCCCUCCCGCAGCUGCCAACGCUCCCCGACAACAUCCAGCGGUGGCUCUGGUGGCUCGAGGAUUACAAGAGUUGCGUCCUGGGCUUCCUUGCAGCUCUGUUUUCUUGGUGGACCCAGGAGGUCAAGGGCCGAUGCUGCCGUGGGGACUUCCCCCCGAAGGACUACGCGGAGCACCGGCCCCUCAGUGGGAAGCUAGACCUCACGGACGCGGAGCAAAGGCAAGCCUCCAAUGAAGUGCACUGGAUCCGCUUUUUGAUGCAGCAAUCUUCGUUUUUUGGUACCUGGUUCUCUGUGGACUCUCUUUGUCAAGGCAGACCCUUCCUAACUCUGGCAGCCGCCUGUGGCUCACUGGCGACAGCCCGCUGGAGCUCAGGGCUCUAUGUAAACUUGGUGGACCUUAAUGGCAGGCAGAGGCGCUUGCAGUGCACCUGGGCGUCCGAUACGGUCACCUUGUUCAAACUCUCCUGGGAGCCCGGCCUGGGCUUUCCGUGCAACGAGCUCUACGCAAAGUGCGGCUUUCAGGCAGCCACAGAGUGCAGCAUCCUCGUGUACAUCACCGUUUUCGCCAUGGUGGCUGGGGACGUGAUCACCUGGGCUGAUCUCGUGCUGCCGCUUUGGACUGCCUUGUUGGCUUUGCGGGCGGUGCGCACGGGCAUAGGUCGCUGCUUCGAGAUUGCGUCUGCCGAGUUGGCCCGGCGCGCAACGCACAAGGGCCUACAGGGCAUUGGCGCAGCAACGGCGCCCUCGCAUGCCAACGACCAGUGCCCAACCUGCCAGAAUCGGUACAUGGCGGACUCCAAGUACUGCCGCAGAUGUGGCACCAAGCGGUCAAGCCAGGAGCAGGUGCUCAGCCAGGACGCCGCUUACUGCGCCUCGCUGAUCCAGUUCCAGGAUUUCUCUGCGCGUCAGACGAUGGCAUCAACACGGCUCAAGGCCGUCAGCGUCGCCUUUCGCUUGUGCGAGGUGUUGCCCGUGGCCGUCGGCUUGGCCUUGUGGUGCGAGAGCGGGCAGCUGUCCAGUGGCUACCUGGUUGGCCUGCUUCCGGCAGUCACCUGGGAGCUGAUUCAUCCCCCUGUUAGGCAGACCCACGGCUUCCGGCUGUGGGCUUGCGCGGAGCGCACGUUCGAGUGCCUGCUGUGGCCAAUCUACAGCACCUUUGUGCCCCUGCACUUGGCGGACCCCACGCGGGAUCACAACGAGGAGGAGGCUGUGCUGGACCACCUGAUGCUGCCCGCUUGGUGCGGCCUUCGCACCCUCUACAUCCUCAUCCUUUGGGUUUGGGCAUGCUUCAAUUCGGAGAGCUUCCCUGAGCUGCCCGAGUUCUUGAGCUGGAAUGAGCUGAAAGAUCCUCGGCAGUGGCAGCUGCUGCUGGCAUGGUGCUGGGUUGUGGCUGGGGCGCUUGCAGCACUGCUUUUUCCCAUCCUCGCCGUGCGGGUGCACAGCAACAGGGAGCGGUGGGCGGAGAAGGACUGGAAGGCCUUCGUUCGGCAUCAGGUGGAUGCCUGGCAGACGGUUCAGGAGGUCUCAACGACGCCGGCGAUGUACAAUCUCAGGGACUACGAAGACGAGGCAGUGGAGGGCGACCCCAUCGACGAUGACGAUGUGCUGGGCUUAGUCCAUGGCUUCUGCAGUGGCCAAGCCAUGGAGAAGCAUCAUCUCCUGGCGUUGGAUCCCCAGAAGAAGAAGCAUCUGAAGCAGCCCACCCAGGAGCGCCUUCUGUCUGUGGGCAAGGGCAAGGCAUCGUCUUCGGUCAAGCCCAGCGAGGCAUCCUCAGCGAAACCGAAGCACUUGCAGCAGGUGCUGGACCUCAGGCUGCCCCAGCUCUUUGAGGCGAAGCAGGAUGUUGCGGUGCAGCUACGGGUGGACAUGGAUUUCAUUGAGUCCGAGUACACAAGCAAAGCUGAUGUGUCUCUGGAGGAUGGCUUCAAGUACGGCUACGUGGAAGUGGAGGGAGGCGGUCUUGCACUCCAUGUCUGGAAGGACCAGCAGCUGGAGCCCAAAGUCAAGCUCUUGGCCCUGAGGGGCAAACAUCAGUUCAGCGUGGCAGCGGCUUCAGCAGCCUCCGACUUUGCGGCCUUGCACCAGAGCAAUGCGGGGCACUACACCUUGAUGCAAGAGUCCAGGGGUGUGAAGCAUCCUUUGAUUCAUUUUGAGGUCGAUCCUGCAGCCUUCCGGCGAGAGCGCCGCAUUGUGGCCUACGCCUUCGUCACGGAUCCGAGCACGCAGAAGCGGCACAUCAAGCAGGACUUGCAACUGGCGGAGGCUGGAAAAGACUUCAUCAGCGGGGCCUGGAAGUUCCGCGCCAUGCCCGCCGUGGACGCUGUGCUGAUGUUUUCCUGCAUGCUGACCAUUGCAGUCUAUCACUACUGAUGGCACCGGGGGAAUACAUCCGCUCAAGCGCAAACGCGCUUACCACCGGCACGCAUGGCUUUGCCUUUCCUGAC